GUUCUAUCCGCCCAGUCCCAUUGCGCGCGGCCGCGCUCCCUCUCUCUCUCCCUUGGCUUUAAAGUGUGGGGCAGGCAGAGCUCACAUGUUACUUCCUGUGUGUGAGAUGGAGACACCCCAGAGCCACUGGCACCAGCCCGCGACCCCCUCCCGCCGUCUCCUCGUGGAUUAGCGACCCCCGACUCUCUGUGUGUCUGGAUAUCGGAGCCCCUGGAUGUGGGAGCUGUAGCCGCUGUAUGAGAUCUCCUGCAACUUCCCAGCGACACAAACCCCCGCUACUUCCCCGGAUCUCCCCCCGGAUCUACCGCCGCUGCCCGGUACUCAUUGGGGAGGGGGUCGCCGCCUCGGAGGUGAAAGAGCCAACAAGUCGCCCCCUGUGGCCCCAAUGUGCUUGUUGCCAUGCGGACAAUCGUGCAGCCCGGGACUUGGAUCUUCUUCCUGCUGCUCUGUGUCCUCUGUUCUACGGCAUUCACUGAGGGUAACGCCGGAUCUCUACAUGGGAACAGACCUGCCAGCGCUGUACAGAUACGAAGGCGGAAGGCAGUUGCGGAGCCUUACUGGUCUUAUUCUGGUGUCUAUGGUCCCGACAACUGGGUGACAUCUAACGUGGAUUGUAGAGGCAUGCACCAGUCUCCCAUAGACAUUUCUGAUUACAGCUCACACAUCAGAGAUGAGUUCCAGGAGCUGCAACUCGAGGGAUUUGACAAUGAGUCUUCUAACAAAACCUGGAUGAAAAACACGGGGAAGACCGUUGCCAUUCUCCUGAAGGAUGAUUAUUUUAUCAGUGGAGCUGGGCUUCCCGGCAGGUUUAAAGCGGAGAAAGUGGAAUUUCACUGGGGUCAGAGCAAUGCGUCAGCCGGCUCAGAGCACAGCAUUAAUGGCAGAAGAUUCCCCGUUGAGAUGCAGAUUUACUUCUACAACCCUGAUGACUUUGAUAGUUUCGGAACAGCCAUCACGGAGAAAAGGUUGAUCGCCGCCAUGUCGGUUUUCUUUCAGGCCACACAAAGAAACAAUCCUGCCCUGGACCAGAUUAUUCAUGGACUGAAGGGCGUUGUCCAUCAUGAAAAGGAAACGUUCCUGGAUCCCUUCAUUCUGAGAGAACUGCUGCCCUCCUCCCUGGGAAGUUUCUACCGCUACACGGGUUCCCUGACGACCCCUCCGUGCAGUGAAAUUGUGGAAUGGGUGAUUUUCAGCCGGCCUGUUCCAAUUUCCUACCAUCAGCUGGAAGCCUUCUAUUCCAUAUUCACCACGGAACAGCAGGACCACGUCAAGUCCGUGGAUUAUUUGCGCAACAAUUUUAGGCCGAGGCAGAGCCUGAAUGAUAGGGCAGUUUUCAAAUCCGCCGUGAAAGACGCUUGGAGUCAGGACAUGUUGGAUUACUUGGACAGUCCGUUUGGCACAGACGCUUCAAAAGUUUGCAGCACCCCCCCAGUGAACAUGAAGGUACAUCCCGCGAACAAGACGGCGUUGCUGGUAACGUGGAACCAACCAGAGACCAUUUACCACCCUCCUGUCAUUAGCUUCAUGGUUUCCUACAGUUGGACCAAGAAUGAUGAGGCCAAGGAGAAGACCUUCAACAAGGAAAACGACAAGGAGCUGAAAGCCAUCAUUAACCACGUUUCGCCGGAUAUCCUCUACUUGUUCCGGGUUCAGGCCGUGUGCCAAAACGACAUGCGCAGUGACUUCAGCCAGACCAUGUUGUUCCAAGCCAACACAACACGAAUAUUCGAAGGGACCAGGAUCGUGAAAACAGGCGUGCCUACUGUUUCUCCUGCCUCCUCCGCUGACAUGGCACCAAUCAGUUCUGGAUCCUCUACGUGGACUUCUUCAGGCAUUCCUUUUUCUUUUGUUUCCAUGGCGACUGGCAUGGGCCCUUCUUCUAGUGGGAGUCAAGCGACAGUGGCUUCCGUGGUGACCAGUACUUUGCUCGCGGGUCUUGGCUUUAGUGGUGGUGGUUUGCCUUCCUUUCCUAGCACUGUGUGGCCCACGCGCCUUCCUACUACUGUUUCUCCUACUAGUAAGCAGGCAGCCAAACCGGUUGUCUCCACCACUGAACCUUUACCCUCCACAGGCUCAGAUAGUGAUGCUUCUCCUACCCAAAACAAGGAAGGGACAGAGGAAGGAGAAAAGGAUGAAAAGGGUGAGGGAGAAGAUGGUGAGCGGGACCAGGAUGAGGAAAGUGAGAAAGAGUCUGAGAAGAAGGAGAAAAGUUCUUCAACACGUUCUUCAGAGGUCCAGAACCACACUGAGUCCACCCCAACUGCCGCCUCCACUGAUAAAGUAGGAGAGGCCGGCGCCAAUGAAACUAUAACUGAUCCGCAGGAAAACGGAAAUACUUCUUUAAUAGAUCCCCCGGGAACAGAGCCUGCGGCAACGGCAGCAGGCCCGUCACGCACCAUUGUGACGUCCACAGAAGACUAUUAUGUAGAUCUAACCACCACAAUACACAGGUCAAGGUCAAAAGAGGACAAAGAAGUGGACAACAGAUUCUUCACCGUUAACCCAGACCCUCAGAUUAACUCCAGUAUGGCGAUGUGGCCCCCUCCUGGGAAGAUGGAAUGGAUCAUUCCGCUGGUUGUGGUUUCAGCUUUAACAUUCGUGUGCCUAAUCCUCCUCGUAGCUGUGCUCGUAUACUGGAGGAAAUGUUUCCAAACCGCACACUUUUACGUGGAAGACAGCAGCUCGCCGCGGGUGAUUCCCAAUGAAAGCAUUCCCAUCAUUCCCAUUCCAGAUGACAUGGAAGCCAUUCCUGUUAAACAAUUCAUUAAGCACAUCAGCGAGCUUUACUCUAAUAACCAGCACGGAUUCUCGGAGGAAUUUGAGGAGGUGCAGAGGUGUACGGCCGAUAUGAACAUCACGGCGGAGCAUUCCAACCACCCAGACAACAAGCACAAGAACAGAUACAUCAACAUUGUGGCGUAUGACCACAGUCGGGUAAAGCUGCGGCCUCUGCCAGGCAAAGACUCCAAGCACAGCGAAUACAUUAACGCCAAUUACGUGGACGGUUACAAUAAAGCCAAAGCUUACGUUGCUACCCAGGGCCCUUUAAAGUCAACAUUUGAAGAUUUCUGGAGAAUGAUUUGGGAGCAAAAUACCGGCAUCAUUGUUAUGAUAACAAACCUGGUGGAGAAAGGAAGGAGAAAAUGUGACCAAUAUUGGCCAACAGAGAACAGCGAAGAAUACGGAAACAUCAUGGUGACCCUGAAGAGCACAAGAGUCUACGCUUGUUACACCGUCCGGAGAUUCACCAUCAGGAACGUGAAGAUGAAAAAGGGGCAGAAAGGAAACACAAAGGGUCGACAUAACGAGAGGACAGUGAUGCAGUAUCACUACACACAGUGGCCGGACAUGGGGGUCCCGGAAUACGCGCUGCCUGUUUUGACUUUCGUAAGACGCUCGUCCGCCGCCCAACUGCCGGAGAUGGGGCCGGUCCUCGUGCACUGCAGCGCCGGAGUCGGAAGGACCGGCACAUACAUUGUGAUAGACAGCAUGUUACAGCAAAUUAAGGAUAAAAGCACCGUUAAUGCUCUGGGUUUUCUGAAGCACAUCAGAACGCAGCGCAACUACCUCGUCCAGACAGAGGAACAGUACAUCUUUAUCCACGAUGCCUUGUUAGAGGCGAUACUGGGGAAGGAGACUGAGGUGUGUGCCAAUCAGCUGCACAGUUAUGUGAAUAGUAUCCUGACACCGGGCCCUGGAGGGAGGACCCGACUGGAGAAGCAAUUCAGGUUGGUGACGCAGUGCAACGCAAAGUACGUGGAAUGUUUCAGCGCCCAGAAAGACUCCAACAAAGAGAAGAACAGGAAUUCCUCUGUGGUGCCAUCUGAACGUGCCAGGGUGGGACUUGCGCCAUUACCGGGAAUGAAGGGAACGGAUUACAUCAAUGCCUCUUACAUCAUGGGCUAUUUAAGGAGCAAUGAAUUCAUCAUAACCCAGCACCCCAUGCCGCACACAACGAAAGACUUUUGGCGAAUGAUUUGGGAUCACAACGCGCAGAUCAUCGUCAUGCUCCCCGAUAACCAGAGCUUGGCUGAAGAUGAAUUUGUUUACUGGCCAAGUCGAGAAGAAUCCAUGAACUGUGAGGCCUUCACCGUUACCCUUAUCAGCAAGGACAGGCUGUGUCUGUCCAACGAAGAGCAAAUUAUCAUUCACGACUUUAUCCUUGAAGCGACGCAGGAUGAUUAUGUGUUAGAAGUUCGUCACUUUCAGUGCCCCAAGUGGCCCAAUCCGGAUGCUCCAAUCAGCAAUGUGUUUGAACUGAUCAAUGUGAUUAAGGAAGAGGCCCUGACAAGAGAUGGACCCACUAUUGUGCACGAUGAGUUUGGAGCUGUUUCAGCUGGAACGCUCUGUGGUUUAGCCACUCUGUCCCAGCAGAUGGAGAAUGAAAAUGCUGUUGAUGUUUACCAAGUGGCCAAGAUGAUAAAUCUUAUGAGACCGGGUGUAUUCACAGAUAUUGAACACUAUCAGUUUCUCUAUAAGGCGAUGCUCAGCUUGAUCAGCACGAAAGAAAAUGGAACCGCCAACAUGGCUUUGGACAGAAACGGCGCUGUUUUAAUAAGCGACGAAUCAGACCCCUCCCAAAGCAUGGAAUCUCUUGUUUAAAUGAACCCUUUAAGAGGAAAAAAAGGCACUGCAUUUGUAAACCGUCGUAAGAUCGAGUGGACUUUAUGAGGCCUUUUUUUGUUGUUUUUGCCAGACUAUAGGUUAUACAAUAACCCAAUUACUUUUCUACACUGAUAAAAAAAAAAAAAAAAAUUUUGAUAUUUAUUUUUUGCCAUUUUAUGUCUUAAUGGUAUCCUACUGAACAUUUGCACCUCUGUUUAAUUCACACAGUGAAAAGCAAAGUUACCUAGUUUUGCACUAUUUGAUCAGUGUUAACUGCCUAGAAUUUUUUCUAACACCCAAAACGAGCCCUACGGGUGGCGUUUCCCGGAAAUCAGGAAUACGGUCAGCGCUUGUCUCUCUUAGGUAACUCGGCAUUUUCUUUGUGGUAACUAAGCUUAAAGGGCAAACAAAAACUUUUUUAAAAAAUGAAUAAUUUUAAUCCGAUUUUAUAUAUUUUCUUUUGUUUGCUCUUUUUUUCCCACUUAAUAUACCAUCUGCAAUUUUUUGGAAAUUACCAGUGAAUAUAUAUUCCAUAUCCCAUCCCCCCCCCCGACAUGCAUAUUCUUACUCUCUGUAUAUAAACGCCAUUGAUUUGCAUCAGAACUGUCCAGUGUAUAAUGGCAUUCCAUUUACAGACUAUGAACUCAUGUUGUAACAUAUCCUGUCCUGAUUGGUCGUCAUCGCAAAUUAUUUCUGCGUUAUUGUUAAUUAUGCACAAUUUUGUUAUGCUUUUACCCCUGCCUCGUUAUGAGUUGCUUCUAAUGUCUUAUCACAACUGAAAAUAUAUUUUUUUCUCAAAUUUUAAAACUUGA
Messenger RNA from Xenopus laevis (African clawed frog), 5417 nucleotides. It is a transcript of the gene ptprg.L, whose product is annotated as protein tyrosine phosphatase, receptor type G L homeolog. The record is from RefSeq and is a predicted model, not a curated record. NCBI's taxonomy places the organism in Eukaryota, Metazoa, Chordata, Amphibia, Anura, Pipidae. The transcript is spliced from 29 exons. Bases 400 to 4602 code for a protein of 1400 amino acids.